Molecule: messenger RNA, 8157 nt
Organism: Coccinella septempunctata (seven-spotted ladybird)
Lineage: Eukaryota; Metazoa; Arthropoda; Insecta; Coleoptera; Coccinellidae
Gene: Abl
Product: tyrosine-protein kinase Abl
Exons: 11
Coding region: 272-4702 (1476 amino acids)
Biological process (GO): protein phosphorylation
Molecular function (GO): non-membrane spanning protein tyrosine kinase activity; protein binding; ATP binding
Source: RefSeq, a predicted model, not a curated record
AAUUGUCAAAUAGCCAGUAAUUAUGGCAGAACAUGGCGCACUAAGGUGGUAAAGAUUCGGGUAGUAUCUUCGAACAUUCUUGAAGUUCGAUCAGUUGGGGUGUAAUUUCAAUUAAAAAGAGGAUAUUUGAUACCCCACAUCUGUUUGUUAUAGUCGUAUGAGUUGAUUAAGUGAAUGCAAUCUUGUGUUUGUGUAUGCAUCUACCCCAUUUGUGCUUAGGUGAAUUGUUGUGAACAAUCUGUCCAUGGGGAGAAGGCUAUGAUUUGUGAAAAUGGGAGCUCAAAGCACUAAAGAAAGAACAUUGACUGUUUCUUCACAUUCUACUAGAACAGCAACAAGAACUAGACCUAGGCCAUUGAAAGAUGGACGACAAACGGUUUCCAAUAUUUUUACAGAACAUAAUGAGGCGUUAUUACAAAGUCGGCCGCUUCCCCACAUUCCCAGUUUACCGGAAAGUGAUCCACCAGGCACUCUCAGUAGCUCCGGCCUCGGAACCCUUACUGGUUCUUCGGGUUCGGGGGCAGCUACUACGCCCCUUUCAUUCGAAACAGCGAACAGAUGGACGUCGAAGGAAAAUCUUCUCGCCCAAGAAGAGAACGAUCCUCAGCUGUUUGUAGCUCUCUACGAUUUUCAAGCAGGAGGGGAGAAUCAACUAAGUCUGAAAAAAGGUGAACAAGUCCGAAUCCUAAGUUAUAAUAAAAGUGGAGAAUGGUGUGAAGCACACUCUUCGACUAACCAAAUCGGAUGGGUGCCAUCAAAUUAUGUUACCGCAGUUAAUUCCCUUGAGAAGCAUUCAUGGUAUCACGGUCCUAUAUCAAGAAAUGCUGCUGAGUAUUUAUUGAGUUCUGGAAUAAAUGGCAGUUUUUUAGUGAGAGAAUCGGAGAGCAGUCCUGGUCAAAGGAGUAUAUCGUUAAGAUACGAAGGUCGAGUAUACCAUUACAGAAUCAACGAAGAUGGCGAAGGAAAAGUCUAUGUGACGGCCGAAAGCAAAUUCAGCACCCUUGCCGAACUGGUUCAUCAUCAUUCCAUGAUGUCCGACGGACUUAUAACGCAACUGCUCUACCCUGCCCCCAAACACAACAAGCCCACGGUUUUCCCUCUCAGUCCCGAACCAGACGAGUGGGAAAUUAACAGAACCGAUAUCGUGAUGAGGCACAAACUAGGAGGAGGACAGUACGGAGACGUCUACGAAGCUGUAUGGAAAAGGUACAAUAUGACGGUGGCUGUUAAAACGUUGAAAGAAGACACGAUGGCCCUGAAGGAUUUCCUGGAGGAAGCGGCCAUAAUGAAGGAAAUGAAACAUCCGAACUUGGUCCAACUGAUGGGCGUCUGUACGAGAGAGCCACCCUUCUACAUCAUCACCGAAUUCAUGAGCAAGGGCAAUCUACUGGACUACCUGAGGAACGGCAACAAGGAAAACAUAAACGCCGUGGUACUUAUGUAUAUAGCGACACAGAUUGCUAGCGGUAUGAGCUACCUGGAGAGUAGAAGUUUCAUACAUCGGGAUCUGGCCGCUAGGAAUUGCCUAGUGGGGGAGAAUCAUCUGGUCAAAGUGGCCGAUUUCGGGCUGGCCAGACUGAUGCGCGACGACACCUACACGGCACACGCGGGCGCCAAGUUCCCGAUCAAGUGGACGGCGCCGGAGGGUUUGGCCUACAACAAGUUCUCGACCAAGUCUGACGUGUGGGCGUUCGGAAUCUUGCUGUGGGAGAUCGCGACCUACGGGAUGUCCCCGUAUCCUGGCGUCGAUUUGACCGACGUGUAUCACAUGCUGGAGAAGGGAUACAGGAUGGAAUGUCCGCCCGGAUGUCCGCCCAAAAUAUACGAGCUGAUGAGGCAGUGCUGGCAGUGGCAUGCGCACGAGAGACCGACGUUCGCCGAGAUUCAUCACGCGUUGGAGAAUAUGUUUCAGGAGUCCAGCAUUACAGAAGAGGUAGAAAAACAACUGCAGGGAAACGAGAUCGCUGUCCAUACUGGAACUCCCCACCUGUCCUAUAAAAAAUCGCAUUCAGGAAGCACAGGAAAUAUUCAUAGUUUAGUUGGAUUAAUUGAUCAAUGUAGUGAUAACAUCAUGACAACCAAAUUAUCUACAUUCACUGGUGGUUCAAAAAAUAAUUUAGUACAAAUGAGACGAACAACGAAUAAAAAGGGAAAAACAGCGCCAGCCCCUCCGAAGAGAACGAGCUUGCUAUCUUCUUGCAGUUCAUUCCGUGACAGUACCGUUGAGGAUCAUGCAGGACAGCUUGAAGCGGCAGGAGAUGAAGGAACAUGUGAUUUAAAUGGUAUAUUGAAUAAAAAGAGAUAUAAAGGUAUAACCAAAGAUCUUCAAAACCUGGCAGCUAGUGCGAAAGGAGACAGCGAAAGCGACUUGCAAGACCAAACACCUGAUACCGAUGAUUCGGGAGCUCAUUCUUAUCCAGAAAUAUCAAUGGCUAGUAGCUUGGGUGGAGGGGCCAUAACAGGCUCUUUCAAAAGAGCUCCCAUCAUGGGCAAUAGGGCAGUAGGACAGAGGACCGGAAAAAAAACGAAAACUAAAGAAACGCCACCUGUUCACGUAGCUGCUCUAGAAGUUCAGAAUGUCCGAAAAGCGAUCAGUCGGUAUGGAACCCUUCCUAAGGGAGCCAGAAUUGGUGCUUACCUAGAGUCCCUACGGCAAAGCGGAAUGUCGAAGAACGACGAAUCCCAAACCAACAAUUCUCAACCGGCAACGGAACAAGAAACAACCCCUAAAAGUCUUUCACCUAAAACUAGUAUCAGAAAUCAACCCCAAAUGAUCAGAAGUAACUCGUCGAGUGGAGUUACCUCUUUUCACGCUCCCCAUCCACCUAGUUCUCCAACUUCUGGUAAAUUAUCACGAAAUCGGAAUUUAAAUAGGAAUAACACAACAGGAGACGUGAGGAACAGUUUGAGGACGUUUAGAGGUUCACAAGAUAAUAAUUUUAGAGGAGGGAGCCCUUCAAGAUCAAUUCAACCAACACUAGCCGACCUUGAGUUUCCACCACCCCCUACUGAUUUGCCGCCACCUCCUGAAGAAUUUGAUAGUUCCGUAGAUGUAGAUUUCACAACCACAGUUAUGACUUCCUCGAUAGAGAUGAAGAAGAAAAUCAUACCCAUAUCACCUCUCACCACUAAGAAAAUCAAUAGAACCAUAGAUAAAACGGAAUCUUCCUUCAUCAAUAACUCUCAAGCUACAGGCAGCAGUAGGUUCGGUAUUAGUUUGAAAAGAAGAGAGAAGGAUAAUGGUGGGCAGCGUUCUAGUCUUAACAGUCCUAGCCAAGAAGUCAGGAGUCCUCUCGGUGAAGUAGCUCCGAAUUUUCCUUCCCUCAAUUCGCCAAUGGAAUCUUUGCCACCGCCACCAAGUUUCCCAGAACAAGCUUUGGAUGGUGGGGAGCUCAAAGAGAACUUGGAAGACAAUAAAAGUUCCAAAGUAUUCAAAAACAAACUAAUAUUGAAAGAAAUGGAAUUGAAAUUAGUGGCAGAGAUUAAAGAGAGAGCAGAUCAAAAAAAUAAAAAUCCUUACGAGUCUCCACUUUUGGAACCUGUUUUGGCUGUGAGUAGCAUAAGUCAUGAUCCUGUAGCUCAACUAGUCUCUGAGCUCUCGCAAACUUUCAAUUUAGAUAAGAGAGAGGUUAAAACUGAAAAAGACGGAGAGAAUUGUAAAAAGAGUGCGUCCAACAACGGAUCUCCAACAACGACAUCGAAAUCAACAGAAAACAAUGGUAAUUUCGUGCCACAGCUCAAAAAAAUCGAUUGUACAAAGAAAGCCAAUACCAAAGAAAUUAGCGAAUCUAUUAGUGAUUCAUCUGUUAUCAUAGACUUCAAGUCAAGACUGAGAAAAGUGGAACCGGAUAAGAAAGAGGGACAAAUUGAGAAAACAGACAAUGAAAAUGAAACGGAAGCUCUACCCAAUAAGAGAGAAAGUACUGCUAGUUCGGACAGUGGGAAUCAGAAAAUCGAUGAAGAAGAUAAGAGGAAGAGUACUGGGAGUAUAAGUAGUUUGAAGAAACUGUGGGAAUCAAAGGAACCCACGGAGAUUGGAAAUGUGCAGUUGAGCCCUAAAUUAUCUGUGAAAAAUAAAAACGAUGAGAUUAUUGAUGAGAAUUCGCCGGUGGACACAUCGGACGAGUCGAUGAAAACGGAAAAACAAAAGGGUGAAAAACGAUUGUGGCCCCCGGGGAACAAUGACGAGAAGCCAACAAUUCCUGCCAAACCUCCAGUCAAAGCCAUCAAGCCGGUUCUGAAUCGUACGAGUGGACCAGCAAUAUAUGCAACUCCAAUUUCGACCAACUCUCCGAAUUCUAAUAAUGGUAAACCCCCAAUAUCGGCGAAGCCGCAGAACCUGGAGAACAAGAGUCCGGAUAAGGAACCCCCAUCUGAUAAAUCGAGCAAAGAAACAAUUUUGGAAAUUUCCCAAGCGCUUGAGUCGAACCUGAACAAUAUACGAACAAACACGUCAGUUUCAUCCGCAACGUGGUUGCAGCUCUCCGACAAAAUUGGGCUUUUGCAUGGCUCCUGUAUGGAUUAUGCAGAUAAUGUUGGUCCGGCCCAUACCAAAUUUCAGUUUCGCGAACUUUUGACCAGGCUGGAAACGCAGGCAAGGCAAAUCCGUUCGGCAGGGUCCAGAAAUUCGACUGAAAAUACUCGAUAUAUUAAUGAAGUGAAUAACACCAUAAAAGACGUUGUGAAUGUGGUUUUUCGAUAGACUUUUCGACUAUUUAUAUAUCUCAUUCAAAAAAGUAUUUAUUUCAAACCUUUAGGACCACUAUAUUUUAUUUCACUUCCCUUCCUCUUUAGGUAAGUGAUGCAAUUCUAUAUAAAUGUAUGGAAGUAGAUGGGAAACUUCUAGUUGGGGUGAAAGUGAGUAGAGAAUUUUUUUGUAUGAAUUUCAUCUUCAGAAUGAUGUCGAAUGUUCCGAUGCAUUUACUGUACGUAUAAAUCUUUUAUUGACUGAAACGAAAAAUUAGGAAUUAGAAUUUUCUAUGCAAAAGCGUAAACAGAAAAGCUUCAGUUCUAAUCGCUUGAGAAUAUAUGAAAAAAAUUAAUUUGGAUUUAAGGAUCCAAAUAUAUUUAUCCAUAAUAUUGGCACAUUAAUAUCAUUUUCUCUGUGUAAUAUAUUGAUUCCAAGAAAUUACACAUAACAAUUGUAUUAGGAAGUGAAAUAGAUUCAUGGUAUAUGAAAUAUGCCUAUGUUUAUAUGAAACCUACCUAAUAUUCUCAGUGAGGUUUCGGCUCCGCGUAUACCGAACAGUACUGAAUUGUGCUAGUUUUGUAACAUUGAAAUUUUUUAUUUUGUCCACACGGUUCUCAAGAUAUUCCGCAAAAAGUAUGAAACGGCCCCAGCACUUUUUGAAAAUUUCAGUUUAAACGGCUGAAAUAGAUGUGCUAUGCGGGUACUGAGUUGAAUUUUUCGAAAGUCUCUAACUUCCAGAAAGUCGAAAAUGAAGAAAAAAGUUAACCCAUCACUCUUGUUUUUUCUUCCCGAAAAUGAUUGAAAAAAUUCGUGCCACAUUUGUACUGACUUGCGUCGUGAAUAUAUUUUCAUGAAUUUCCCGGAAAAUCGCGAUUUCUAAAUAAUGUUUGAGCAGCCUUUUCGAAUUUUCCUAUUGAAAACACAUGCAUAUAAUUGUGCCAACUGUGCUUAUUUUCACAAUAAACAAGCUUAUUUUCCGACUAAUAAUAAUUUGUCUUGAUUUGUUCAGAUUUUCAGGAAAUAUUUCAAAAUUUUCUCCAAAUGGUGUAAAUUAUAAACAUUAGUAUUUUGUUUCAAAUUUAUUAUACAUUAUAGAACAGACUUGAGAUUCUGAAAAUAUUGCAACAUGGAUUAAACUAAUGGAGAGGUUAUUAUCGUUUUUGACUCAAUAAAUUAUCGCAGGUCGAAAGUAAGACAACAUUGUACCAGUUGAACUCAAAACUUCAUUUUCAGCGGAAAAUCCACUAAAAAUUUACUGUAUAAAUAGUCGAUUCAAUUCAUCAGUGGAAUAACAAAAAUUGUUGAGUUGAUAUUCUGAUAGAUUCUUCCAAAUGCAUAAAUUUGGCAAUACUGUUACUGAAACACGCUUAGGACGGUUUAGAAAUGGGACGAUCAUGUUCAGAGGAUUGCGUUCCUCAACGUACUGAAUCUCAAAUUGAAAGCUUAACAAACACAACUAAAUUAAAAAUUAAAAAGAUCUGGCGAAUUUAUGUGAAAAUAUUUACGUCACAACUCAUGUAUAUAACAUCAUAUAUUUUAGCCGUUAAGCCAAAUUUUCGAAAAUUGCUGGUCUAACCCAUUUUAUACAUUUUGUGAUAAUAUAUCUUGAAAAUCUUGGGAAAUAAAUCAAAAAUUUCAAAGUCACAAAGCUGCACAAUUUAGUACUGAGCUAACUCCACACAUAUUGGGACGUGCUCAUAUAAAAAUGUUUUCUGUACAGCAAACGUAACGAGUAGGCCGAUCACGCACAAAAGGAAGAUUAGAUGGCCUGAUAGUACAAAAGUAAUUUCCAUUUGCAGCAAUUUUUAAGAACAAAAAUUAUUGAUUUUCAUCAUAAUCAAAAAUAUAAUAUUUUGAACAUGAAAUAAUUUCGGAAAACACAAAAUCUUGUUGAGUAUUUCCGAGCAGUUUUUUACUUCUUUUAAUUAAUUGUUAUAAUAAUUAAAAUAAUAUCAGUUCAAGCAGCUACAGGAUUUUCAUUAGUAGAAAUUCAUGACAAAAACUGUAUACAUAUCAAACUAUAUUUCUAAGCAAUCUACAAACAGCAAAACAGAGUAUAGUUGGGAGAGCGGGGGAAACAAUAAUUUCAGGAAUUUUUCCGAUAAUACAGAAAGAUCUAUCCACAGGGUUGUUAAAAAAAUUCGAGGCUCACUACCUCUGAUUUAUAUUAUCUUUUUUUUUUUCAAUUUUUCAUGAACCUUCUGCGUUCAAAACUAUUUCAAUGUUCUACAUUAAAGAUUACAUACUGCAUAAAGAGCAAACAUGUAAAAUUGCAUUCAAAAACAAAAAUUGUUUGAAAUUUCUGAACGAAUUUUCACCUUUUUUGUCGAUGCUACUGGAAAUUUAUUUUGUACUAUAGUGUUGAUUUAGGUGAAUAAUUAUAUUCGAUCACUUCGAUUUGCGAUGGAACUUAUUUUUUUUUUAUUUCAGGGUUGUCUUCUGUGAAGCUUUAAAUGAAAAAUUCUGUAUAAUACAACUAUUACUCGAUUAUCGGGAAGUGAUUCAAAAUCAUUGAAAAUAUUGAUUACAUUCAUACAUAAAAAAUUCCUCAUGGUUUCACACUACCUAAGAUUUCAGUGCUCUGCUGUUAAAAAAUAUAAAACUUAUUUAUCAGACUGCAAAAUUAUAUUGAACUUAUUAAUUUUACUGUAUAAAACCGAUAAUUCAUUGUUGAUGGAUAUUUCCACAGAACAUUCGAAAUUCUUGUUAUUUUUUAACAAGUGGAGUAUCAGGAGUAGUGCCUGCAUUUUUUUUUAUGAAAAUAUGUUUGGUUCUUCCAUGUAUUAUUUAUUACUCCUUUAGAGAUGGAUAAGAAAAUCUCCACUUUAUGUUUUUUGUAAAUAUUACGAGGUUGCCAUAUAGAGUAAUGGAGAAAUGAAAAAUAUCAUUCUGCUAAGUAAUUGAUCACAAUUCCAAAAAUCGAAAAUCAAUUAUAUUCAUGAGUUCAUUUUACGUCUGGGAAAUUACAAUUGUUUGAAAAUUUUCACGAGCAAUUUUUUUAUCCAUAUCAAAAAAUGAAUAUUACAAUUUUUCAUGUGGUUCAUAUUGAAUUGCAUGAAUAAUUGAAUAGGUAAAUAACAAAUUAUGCUUUGAUUAUUCACUGAACUGUGAUACCCAUAUUUAAUUUUAAGCAUUUACAUGCUCAAUAAUUGAUGAUUACUCUUGAAAUAAUGAGUAUAAGUAAUUUUUCCCUAAUUUGUUUUAUUACUAUGUGUAUAUGUUUUGUUAUAGACUAUCUUAUUUUAUCAGUUGUUGCAAGCACUAAAUCUUCAAUCGAUCAUCAUUAGGUCAAGUACGGACUGAAUUUCAUAGACUCGUUCCAACGAAUAAUUCCUCUUUAUUUUAAAUUAUGGUACACAGUAAUCUCAAUACUUAGUAAGUUUGCAUAUUAUGCUAGUCUUAUUUUUGUAAUAAUAUAUUGUUUAUAUCUAGUAGGUGUCCAGUAUGAAUAAAAAAUUUCAAAGAUA